Molecule: messenger RNA, 1017 nt
Organism: Dujonia railenensis
Lineage: Eukaryota; Fungi; Ascomycota; Pichiomycetes; Serinales; Debaryomycetaceae
Source: the annotation of a GenBank genome assembly
AUGAGUGAUCUUGAUCGUAAACUAGAUAACUUGACUUUAACAGAAACCAAACCAAAGUCACUUUUGUCCAGCUCCUUAGCUGGAGAACGUAGUAAGGGCUCAUUUUAUCUCGAAGAAAACAGUAAUAACAACAGUAAUAAUAACUUGGAUCCUUUACGAAAUGGCACCAAUAUUGACAGUAACAACUUCACCGACGAUCACCCCGAGCCCGAACUUUUGGCAUCUUCCGUAGGGAAAGAAAUGGACGGAAGAAUGAUACCUUCAUCAUCAACCAUCUCACUUCUUUCAUUGUCUGUGCAUCCGGAGACGACUAAAGUGACCACCGGGUUCAAUCCACUGCCUCAACAGCCACCACACCAGCAUCAACAACACUACCCCACUCAUCCUCAUAUACAUCCUCAAGGGCAAGUUUCUCAAUUUGGGUUCUCUGCUUUAGAUAGAAAGAAUUCCUUUAAUAACAUCUCCUCAAGGAAUUCACUUACGCAUUUAUAUCAAAAGAGAGGUGUAGUAGCACCGCUCACACCGACCAAUACGCAGUCACCUACAAAUAAUGUACCUUCAAUGUUCUCAAGCACAAGCACUACACAAAGUAUCCCAAUAAACAACAGAAUUCCAGUUUCAAUACCGGACUCACCUAAUCUCGACCCAACUUCGCUUGGAGGUUCUCCUUCUCGGUUUUGGUUGUCGUCGCAAACCCCACCAAGAUCACUCGGAAAUUCAUUAAAUAGCAGUUCUCGCCAACUAUACUACAUGCUGCAGCACAGCCAGCAGCAAAACCAACCUGUGGUGGUUGCUCCGCCUCAGGACCGUUCCAACUACAUAGCAUCAAGCGCACAUACGACUACUGGCCCUAUUUCGAUAAAUAGGAAGAGAAGCGACGAUGCGUCGCCGGUUUUGAUACCCGUUCUGACUCCCACUGAAGAACCUCCCAUGACUCCGUUAUAUUUGAAUGGUCAACAGUACAACCAAGAGUACUUCGAAGUACGAGAGGAUGUAGACGAAAACAUGGAAUCAUGA